Egretta garzetta (little egret) is the source of this 1553-nucleotide messenger RNA. It is a transcript of the gene TBL2, whose product is annotated as transducin beta like 2. Gene Ontology annotation, biological process: endoplasmic reticulum unfolded protein response. The transcript is spliced from 4 exons. Gene Ontology annotation, cellular component: endoplasmic reticulum. The record is from RefSeq and is a predicted model, not a curated record. Gene Ontology annotation, molecular function: protein binding. Lineage: Eukaryota; Metazoa; Chordata; Aves; Pelecaniformes; Ardeidae. The coding region runs from base 616 to 1455 and encodes 279 amino acids.
CCUGCCUCACCCACCCCCCCCCCAGGGACCCGCUGGGGCACAGAGGCACCAGGACACCCCAUGGACAGGGCCACGUGGAAGCUGCAUCCCUCAUUGGUCUUGACAGUACCGCCGAUUCAUGAAAGCUGUGGGCACGUUAACGUGAUGCUCAGAGCGAAUGUCCCAGUGCCCAACUUGCCACCCCCAUGGAAGGCACCUCUUAAGGUCUUUGCCUGCAAGGUCCCGUGGCUGGAUUGAGCUGCUGAGCCUCUCUGGGGGCUGAGGAGAGAGCUCUUGCUGCCUGGGAACGCAUGCCUUGGCACUUGUGAAGUGGUUUCUUUUCAAGAGAGGGAGGGAGCUCGUUUCCAGGUGUGGAGUAAUACAUUCUGUUCUUUCCCAUUCAGUGUUGCGAUUGAGCUAACACAGGGAGAGAACUUUGUGCCCUCAUGAAGAACAUGGCUUUUUAUCUGCCGGUGUAUUCCUUUCCCCAGGUGCCACUGAGUGGCCCAUUAGCUUACCUGGUGUAGCCAGGCUGAGCCAAGGUAGUCAGUUUCUUAAUGGUUCAGAGUGUCUGUCCUUCCACUUAGGGCGUUCAUUGUUUGGCUGGCAAAUGGUGAGACUGUUCGUGUCUAUAAAAUGACUAAGAAGGACGAUGGCAGCUUCACCUUCACUGCAACUUCUGGGGACUUCCCAAAGAAGCACAAGGCUCCUGUCAUUAACAUAGGAAUUGCAGAGACAGGGAAGUUUAUCAUGACAGCUUCCAGUGACACUACCAUCCUGAUAUGGAGCCCGAAGGGUGAAGUCCUGGCCAGCAUUAACACUAACCAGAUGAACAAUGCCUAUGCCACGGUGUCGCCCUGUGGAAGGUUUGUGGCAUCCUGUGGCUUCACCCCUGACGUGAAGGUGUGGGAGGUGUGUUUUGGCAAGAACGGGGACUUCCGGGAGGUGGCCAGGGCUUUUGAGUUGAAAGGCCACACUGCUGGCGUGCAUUCCUUCUCCUUCUCCAAUGACUCGAGGAGGAUGGCGACCGUUUCGAAGGACGGGACCUGGAAGUUCUGGGACACAGAUGUGGAGUAUAAGAAGCAACAGGAUCCGUACCUGCUGCUGACGGGGAAGUGUGAGGUGACGGAGCCUUGCUGCAUUGCUCUGUCUCCCGACGCGCACGUCGUUGCCAUCUCGAGCGGCACAGACAUUGUUGUGUACAACACGAGGAGAGGGGAGGAGGAGGAGCGCUUUCUUGCUGUGCACGCACAGUGCAUAACGGACUUGGCUUUUGACACCAACAGCCGCUACCUGGUGUCGUGCGGGGACCGGGCCAUCCGCGUCUUCCACAACACCGCUGGUCACAGGGCAGUGGUGGAGGAGAUGGAGGCCAUGCUGAAAAAAACUGCCAACAAAGCCACCCGAGAGAGGCUGGAGCAGCAGAUCUCCAGUGCCCGCAAAGCGCUGGCCGCAAUCUACGGCAAGAAGCAGUGACGUGUCCCAGCUCUCUGCGUUUGCGGGCAGCCGUGUUCUCCCUUUGGGGAUUUAUUUUGGUUUUUUUUUUCUUUUUAAUAACACUGAACAACUUGUAA